AUGGCGAAAUCAGCUCCAGUUCCUGGUAGCAAGAAAGCUACAUCUUCGCGACCACGGCCUUCCGUCAAAAGCAUCUUCAGUACCUCUCGACAAACCUUCUACGCAUGCUUCUUCAUCCUCUGGUUCUGCAUCGAUGUAGCCGAGCUCGGUCUCGUUUCACAACAGAUCCACAAGUACGGUCGAUUCGCUCAGAACUGGCCAACUGGAAAAUACCAACAUGCGAUGGGCCUCUUGCUCUUCACCACCAUCAUCGGUUUACUCUUCUCCAUCUUCCAUUGGGCAUUGGGUCUGACAAUGUACCUCCCCAUCUUCCUCAUGUUCGGUGUCUUCUGGGGUACAGGUGCUGGUAUAAUGUAUGAAACUCCCUUCGGCCACGGUUUCCAAUGUAGACAUACCAACGACCCAAGUCGAUUCGCUCCUAAUUGGGUGCCAUAUUUGGGCGAAUGUUCUAGAGUGACUGCUAUUGAAGGUUUAGCUUGGGCCAUGUUCGCUCUUUCUGUGAUCGCUCUCUUCUUCACCCUCUUCGAUAAAUUCACCUUCACCUCCAAACGAUCAGCCGUCUACGAAUCUCUUGCUGAGGAAGGUCACGCUCAAAUCGAAGAGAAGCAUUAA
Messenger RNA from Kwoniella botswanensis, 612 nucleotides. RefSeq lists its product as uncharacterized. The record is from RefSeq and is a predicted model, not a curated record. NCBI's taxonomy places the organism in Eukaryota, Fungi, Basidiomycota, Tremellomycetes, Tremellales, Cryptococcaceae. The transcript has 3 exons. Bases 1 to 612 code for a protein of 203 amino acids.